Penicillium subrubescens is the source of this 546-nucleotide messenger RNA. RefSeq lists its product as uncharacterized. The transcript has 3 exons. The coding region runs from base 1 to 546 and encodes 181 amino acids. Lineage: Eukaryota; Fungi; Ascomycota; Eurotiomycetes; Eurotiales; Aspergillaceae. The record is from RefSeq and is a predicted model, not a curated record.
AUGGAUGAAACUCUCCCGGAUUACAGGGCCAUUACUGUCCCAGUCCCUAAAGUCAACGUGGCGGCUGAAGACCAAUAUAAGGCUUUACCAGUGGCAGAAAUUAGCCAUGUCGUUGUUCAGCUUUCCGACAAUAGAAUGAACUCGAUCAUGCAGUCUGUUGUGGGAGUUCCGUACGAUUUUAAUAAACCUUGGCCGUUCCGGUUUUAUAUCAGCAAAAUCGUGUCAAAGGCUUUUUUUGAUGACGAAGAACAACUUGAAUGCCUCAAUACUGUUCGCGUCCAAACAAGUGAAUUCAUUGCAUUCACUAAUAACGCGAAGCAAUCAGCUUCUUCCAAACUCGAAUCGCACACAGACAAAACAGAGCUUCGGGUAGUCGAAGUUGACUUCUCAAAACCCCAGCCAGGUGAAUAUCUGAGGUUUUUUUGGAAGCCAGCCCGAGGGAUUAUUUGUCAGAAAGUCCAAGGCUGGUUAGAUUUCUCCUCAAACGGGCUGCAGAAGGCACCUCCGCUUGUUGAGAGUACUCACAGUAUCUUGACUUCUUGUUAA